UCCACACAAUUUUUAUUCAAUUCCCUCUCUUUCUCUCUUCAUACAAAGACAGUCACAACCCUUAUAGACAUAGAGUACAUCAGCUCCUCUGCUGUCUUUCUCAUGCUGUAGUCCUUUGCUUGACAGGGGUAAAUAGACAAAUUAUCUCUCUCUCUCUCUCCCUCUCCCCUUUUCUAAGACAGAGUAAAAGAUAGAUACAUGAUGAUGAACAGCUAAAUUUGCUGCCUUUCCAAAUGCUAGUUGGCUAGCUCUGGCUUCUGAGGGGGUGGAAAAAGAAGAAAAAAGAAAGAGAAAAAACACACAUGGGGUGUUUUAAUUUCUCACUAACACUGAUUUUGUGCUUGCACAGGUGAAACUGAUGCUGAGAAACAUGGAAGUGGUGAAGCUGUUUUCAAAGGAUACACCUUAGAGAUAAAUGGUGCAUGUGUCAUUCUCAAGUUCUUAGACCCACCAUCAAGCUCUUGAGGCUAGGGUUGUCCGGUGCAAUUUACUAAGCUCUAAGAUGUUUCCUUCCAACAUCAAUCGCUACAAUGACCCAAUCGCUUAUAUCGACCAUUCAAUUCUCCACAGACAUUUUCCCAAUGACAUUAUUUCAUUCUCCAAACCGGAAGACCUCCCUCUUUCCUUAUUUCAUUUCCCCUCUCCCUGUUAUAAUCACUGUGAGUUAGAACUAGAAGAAGACUAUGAUGUUUUCCUCCCGCAACACCAUGAUCUGUUACUUCACCAGCAAACCUUGACGACUGAUAAUUCAGUUUCGGAUACAAUCAUCAUCAUGCCGGAUCAUUCCAGCAAGAACGAGGGGUCAACGAUAAACUGCACCAGAAAGAGCCAUAAUGCCACCGAUCAGCAGAUGGAGAAAAAAAGAAGUUCCAAGAGAGAUCGGCACAGCAAGAUUAAUACGGCUAAGGGACCGAGGGAUCGGAGAAUGAGACUGUCUCUUGAAGUUGCUCGAGAGUUUUUUGGUCUGCAAGACAUGCUAGGCUAUGAUAAAGCUAGUAGAACUGUCGAGUGGUUACUCAUACAGUCAAGGUCAGAAAUCAAGAAACUAGCCAGAAGCAAGCUUUCCCAGAUGAAUAACAGCUGCAGCGUUGCAGCUGCAAAGAGUCCCUCUUCAACUUCUGAGGGUGAGGUCGUGUCUGGAAUUGAUAAGGCAGCUGUCGAAGGCAGCAUCUCUAAGGGGAAACCUUCAACGAAAGAGAAAAAGGUUAGACAGCCACGUAAAAUCACUUUCCGCCCUCUUGCAAGGGAUUUAAGGGAAAAGGCCAGGGCAAGGGCGAAGGCUAGAACAAAAGAAAAGACCAUGCGGGCUCAAAGGUUCGAUGAAUCAAAGCUAUGUGACGACACCCGAAACGAUGAUCUGAAUAAAUUCAGUUAUUGGAGCUCCGUUGAGACUGGUGAAGAAUCUGGUUCUCAACAUCACAUUAGGAACCCUUCCUUCCAGGCCGCGGUAGCUGAGGUUAAAGAGCUUAGCUCCCGCAACCGUGAACACAUAAGGAUUCAUGGAGACAUGGGUGAUGAAUCCUUAGCAAUUAUGAAUAAUUUCACUUUCAAUUGUCUACAAAACGCUGGAAUUCACCAAGAGCAUCAGCUCACAAGCUUCCUAUCCUUUGGCAAAUCAUGGGACUGCUACAAUAAUCAGAGUCUGUAACAACUUGGUUUAUCUCUUACUUCUUCAGUUCUUUGAUGUGCCAUGUGGAUAAAUAUUAGAGGCAUGCUAUGUUAUUGCUUUCUUUCUGUUUGGAAUUUUAUGUAAUAUGGACAUGUUUUUCUUUUUAUUGUUAAUCUAUUUGGAAUUUUCUUAUGGACUCUUUUGUCAAUGAUUGUUGUGUGUAAUUAUCUUUAGAAAAAAUAAUGUCAUGCUUUCCUUGUUUC
Molecule: messenger RNA, 1872 nt
Organism: Theobroma cacao (cacao)
Lineage: Eukaryota; Viridiplantae; Streptophyta; Magnoliopsida; Malvales; Malvaceae
Source: RefSeq, a predicted model, not a curated record